GCCUAUAAGAUUAGUAUUCCGCUAGACCUGGGAGGUGGUGGGUGAGUCGGGUCCCACGUCAGCUGAGUGAGUGUAAACAUUUAACUGUUGUGGUGGAGCUGCCUCCCACCUGCUGCCUCAUCACCAUGAUUAAGGCAAUACUUGUCUUCAAUAAUCAUGGUAAACCAAGAUUAACAAAAUUUUACCAGUAUUUUAAUGAAGAAAUGCAGCAGCAGAUAAUUAAAGAAACAUUCCAGCUGGUAUCCAAGAGAGAUGACAAUGUUUGCAAUUUUCUGGAGGGUGGCAGUUUGAUUGGAGGAGCAGACUACAAAUUGAUUUACCGUCACUAUGCUACGUUAUACUUUGUCUUCUGUGUUGAUUCUUCAGAAAGUGAGCUGGGAAUCCUAGAUCUGAUUCAAGUUUUUGUUGAAACUCUCGAUAAAUGUUUUGAAAAUGUUUGUGAACUCGACCUCAUAUUUCAUGUUGAUAAGGUUCAUUACAUCCUGAAUGAGCUGGUGAUGGGGGGGAUGGUACUGGAGACUAAUAUGACUGAAAUUAUCACAAGAAUAGAAGACCAAAACAAAUUGGAAAAACAAGAGGGCCCUUAUAAUUCUGCAUCUCCCUCAUCACUUAGAGCUGGGUUAGCAGCUGCUCCUGCACGAGCUGUAUCAGCUGUAAAAAGUAUGAAUUUACCACAGCAAAUAAAAGAUAUCAAGUUGCCUGAUCUCCCAGCUGCCAUCAAAGAUCUGAAGUUCUGACCACAGAUGUCAUCUGUGUGUAUUAUCUUGAAUGCACCAGUUAAUAAAAUAAGAUAAAUUAUUUUAUACUCUGUAGACAGAACUAGAAAGUAAACUUACCAAAAUGUU
Molecule: messenger RNA, 845 nt
Organism: Homarus americanus (American lobster)
Lineage: Eukaryota; Metazoa; Arthropoda; Malacostraca; Decapoda; Nephropidae
Gene: or
Product: AP-3 complex subunit sigma-2-like
Exons: 6
Coding region: 126-737 (203 amino acids)
Biological process (GO): Golgi to vacuole transport; intracellular protein transport
Cellular component (GO): intracellular membrane-bounded organelle; AP-3 adaptor complex; membrane coat
Source: RefSeq, a predicted model, not a curated record